AUGGUGGAAACGGAUAUCCAAGGCGUGGAGUUUUGGGUGGUGAACACGGACGCGCAAGCGUUGACGUCGUCCACGGUUCCGAAAUCGAACACGAUUCAAAUUGGCGAGACGUUGACGAGAGGUCUCGGCGCCGGGUCGAACCCGGAGAUUGGACAGAAAGCGGCGGAAGAGUCGAGGAAGUCGAUCGAGGACGCGUUGCAAGGUUCGGAUAUGGUAUUCGUGACGGCCGGGAUGGGUGGUGGUACCGGGUCUGGAGCGGCGCCGGUGGUUGCGAAUGUCGCGAAGACGGCGGGGAUUUUGACGGUUGGGAUUGUGACCAUGCCGUUUAAGUUUGAAGGGAGACAGAGGUAUAAUCAAGCGAUGGAGGCGGUGGAGAGGUUGAGACAGAACGUGGAUACGUUGAUUGUGAUUCCAAACGACCGAUUGUUGUCCACGGUGGACGGCGCGUUACCGUUGCAAGAUGCGUUUUUGUUGGCGGAUGAUAUUUUGAGACAAGGAGUGAGAGGUAUUUGUGAUAUCAUCGUGUUACCGGGUUUGAUCAACGUCGAUUUUGCGGAUGUGAGAGCGGUGAUGGCGGAUGCCGGGUCGUCUUUGAUGGGUAUUGGUCGAGCGACUGGUAAGAACAGAGCGAGAGAUGCGGCAGCGGCUGCGAUUUCGUCACCGUUGUUGGAUUUGGGCAUCGAUCGAGCGACUGGCAUUGUGUGGAACAUUUCCGGCGGGAAGGAUUUGACGUUGCACGAAGUCAACGAGGCGGCGGAGGUGAUUUACGAUUUAGUCGACGACUCCGCGCUGAUUAUCUUUGGGGCGGUGGUGAACCCGACCAUGCAAUUAGCGGACGGGGAGGUUGCUAUCACGUUGAUUGCGACGGGAUUUUCGCCGUUUUCGCAAUCGAACGCGGGCGAACAAAGAGUCCCGAGAGCCGCCGCGCCGCCGCCACCACAAAUGCCGCCGCCGCAACAAAGACAACAACAACAACAACAACGAAGAGAAGAACCGCGACAAGAACAAGAGCCCUCUGGAUGGGGGAAUCAGCAAGCGCCGCCGCAACAGCAGCCGGAAGGUGGGCGAUCGGCCAUCCCAAGCUUUUUGCGAAAGAGAAUGGGUCGUUAA
Messenger RNA from Bathycoccus prasinos, 1110 nucleotides. RefSeq names its product cell division protein FtsZ. NCBI's taxonomy places the organism in Eukaryota, Viridiplantae, Chlorophyta, Mamiellophyceae, Mamiellales, Bathycoccaceae. Gene Ontology annotation, biological process: chloroplast fission; microtubule-based process. Gene Ontology annotation, molecular function: GTP binding; GTPase activity. Gene Ontology annotation, cellular component: chloroplast; microtubule; cytoplasm. Bases 1 to 1110 code for a protein of 369 amino acids. The transcript has a single exon. The record is from RefSeq and is a predicted model, not a curated record.